AUGCUAGUAACCACCUGCCUUUCCAGGGACAUACCAGAAGACGUACUGAACACGUACUGCUGGAUCCACUCCACGUUCACCGUGGCUGGUGAAGCGGGCGCGUACCCGGGGGUGCGGGGCGCGGGGACGGCCACCAGACGAUACGGGAAGUACUAUCAGUGGGUCGCGUUCACACUGUUUUUGCAGAUUAGUCGUAGAGACAUAGUAAAAAGAGUUUUACUAUGGCAGAGAGAUAUAGAUAGGUUCCUGAAGAAGGUAUCACAUAGCAUUCCAUCCAUCCAUUCAGCCCGGAUAAGUCCACUGUUGGACGAAGGCCUCCCCCAUACUGUGCCACAGUUGCCGAUCUUUGGCUUUGCUUAA
Molecule: messenger RNA, 360 nt
Organism: Colias croceus (clouded yellow)
Lineage: Eukaryota; Metazoa; Arthropoda; Insecta; Lepidoptera; Pieridae
Exons: 5
Coding region: 1-360 (119 amino acids)
Source: RefSeq, a predicted model, not a curated record